GAGGAGAGAGAGAGAGAGAGUUCCUUUUAAAAGCUUCAACUUUUUUUUUUUUUAGGUGGACUAUGGAAUUUGUUGGUAGACCCGCCUUUCUUGACCUCUAAAAUCUGAAUGAUUUGCUCUUGUUCCUGUUUUCUUAUUGUAAACACCAUUCAUAUAACCAUUCUUUUUGGGGUUUAAUAUCUCUCUGUUUCUCUAAAUCCUUUGUUAGAUUUUGUAUGCUACUUGUGAAAAGAGAGUCAACCAAGAGAAGCUAAAAGGGUACCUAAAUUUGCCACUCCUGCAUUUCUCUUUCUUACUUUGGUGCUAGGGAGAGAGAGAGAGGGGGGGAAGGAAGGAGAAAUGGGUAUUGUUCCAGAUGAGGCAAUCAAUCAGUUCAAAGCACUAAUGGAUCAAGUUGAGGAGCCAUUGAAGACGACAUAUCAGAAUUAGCAAGCCAGUCUCCACAGCCAUUUGGUUCUCUGGACACGUGAUUUCCUUCCUGAUAAUAUGGAUAGCACUAAGAGAGUCUAAACCUUAUAGUCUAUACCUGAACUCCAAUAAGAAUAUUCAUCAAGGAUGUCAAACUGAAACUUUGAUCCGUUUUCUAAAAGCUAGAGAAUGGAAUGUUCCCAAGGCCCACAAAAUGUUAGUUGAUUGUUUGCAUUGGAGGAUACAAAAUGAGAUUGACAAUAUAUUAGUGAAACCUAUAGUUCCAACUGAUUUGUACAGAUCAGUGCGUGAUUCACAACUUAUAGGAAUGUCGGGUUACUCAAUAGAGGGGCUUCCAGUCUUUGCUUUUGGUGUUGGGCUCAGCACAUAUGAUAAAGCAUCUGUCCACUACUAUGUUCAGUCGCAUAUUCAAAUAAAUGAAUAUCGGGACCGUGUAAUUCUGCCUUCUGCUUCAAAAAAAUAUGGGAGACCAAUAACCACCUGUGUGAAGGUUUUGGAUAUGACUGGUCUGAAGCUGUCAGCUCUUAGCCAAAUAAAGUUGCUGACAAUCAUAACGAGUAUUGAUGACUUGAACUAUCCAGAGAGAACAAAAACAUAUUAUAUUGUAAAUGCUCCAUACAUAUUUUCAGCGUGUUGGAAGGUUGUCAAGCCUCUACUGCAAGAGAGGACUAGAAAAAAACUUCAGGUUUUACCAGGUAAUGGGCGAGAUGAGCUGUUGAAGAUAAUGGAUUUAGCAUCUCUUCCACAUUUCUGUAAAAAGGAAGGAUCUGGAUCAUCACGACAUGCAGAGAAUGCUAUGGAGAACUGCUAUUCCUUGGAUCAUCCAUUUCAUCAACAACUCUACAACUACAUCAAGCAGCAGUCCCUGAUCAAUGGAACUGACAAACCAAUUAAACAGGGGUCUUUCCACGUGAAUCUGCCUGAGGCUGGGGAUGGGAAAGGAACAGAAAUCCUUAAAACCAUUGAAUCAGAGCUACACAAGUUUGAGAAUGGUAGUGAGCUUCCCAGAUCAGUAAGUGGCCUCAAAAUCAAUGGCGACUGAGGUUUGACAUGAUGCAUUCUCCAUGGCUUGAAAGAGGUGAAUGUUGGAUCUUGAUAACCAAAAUCACUUUGUUAUAGGUAUACAAUAUAAAUUGCGGUGAUUCCCCAUAUCCCUACUUAAGAGGGAAAAGCUAAUGCUGUAUAUGUAAUUUGAGAUGUUGACUGGAUAAUUCGUAUAAAGCUUUCCACAGCCUGACACGAUGUAGGAAUGUAGCAGAGAAUUGUAAUUCCUAUUUUCCCCAUUUUAUGCUAAGAGAAAUCCGUUUUAGCCACUAUCA
This is a messenger RNA of Hevea brasiliensis (rubber tree), 1748 nucleotides long. Its product is annotated as SEC14 cytosolic factor. The record is from RefSeq and is a predicted model, not a curated record. The coding region runs from base 623 to 1471 and encodes 282 amino acids. The transcript is spliced from 12 exons. NCBI's taxonomy places the organism in Eukaryota, Viridiplantae, Streptophyta, Magnoliopsida, Malpighiales, Euphorbiaceae.